CCCUUAGCAACGGUACACACACAACCAACUUAGUGCUGAUCGCUGGGAGCCCAGAGGUUAGAGCUGAGUGGAUAUAUCUGGAUAUUUUCAUUAUGGUUUUUAGGGUAUAGAAGAAACACAAUUACAUUGGCCCACAGGACAUCACAGGAGCCUGGACUGGAGAGAGUAGAAACAUGGAAGAUAUAAUACCUUGUGAUACCCAGAACUUUUCCUCAUCUGCAAUUCUGUCUAUAGCUCAAAUUAAUUCCCUCUUGGAACAAGAUGUUGCUGGUGUGCAAAGGAAAAUGGAAGAGUUCCUUCAUUUUAAAGAGCUACAAACAAAUCUAAAGGAAGCCAUUUUGCUUGAUUAUUACGUGGAUGGUUUCUGUUGGGGGAAAGAGAUGAGCUUUACCCCUGAGCAACUUGUGGAUUUUAUGGGAUUGUUGUAUUUAUUGCUGGAUAAUUUAGAGACCAAAAAAAUGUCUCUGGAAGAGCACUUAAAGGACCUGGGGAGACUGCUGACUGGCAUAGGGCAAAGUCAUCCUGGCAAAAAGGGAAUCCUUGCUUUGUUCAAUGUGGACCAAGCCAAAGACAUCAUCAGCUAUUUUCAAAUGAGUUUAUUUCAACAUUACAAGCUCUAUGAAUGUAUGUUCAGCGUUCCAAGGGAUGUGAUGGUGCUAGGGGCAGAGAAUGUGAUCAGUGUUGUUAAAUCAGAGCCAACUUUCCCCGCUCCACUUGAAGAAGGAAUUUCUUCGGAAAUCUAUUCACAGUACAUAGCUCCACCUGUACCCCAAUCGCCAAUAACAGGAACAGAAGAUUCCAGGAUAAAUCAGCCUCUUGAAGAGCUGGGGGGAAAUGAAAAGACAGCAGAUGAAGUUGAUCCCCUGAGUGGUUUCACCGUAGAAGAUGUGAAGACGGUCUUAAAUCAGGUUACAACAGAAGUUAUUGGCAGCCUACAGGCUGAGAUAAAUGAAAAGCUGAGAGUACAGGAAGAGGCCUUCGCUGCAAAAAUAGAAAACCUUCAAAAGUCACGAUUUUCUCAGUGAACUGUACAGAACAUUACGCAGUCUCGCAUUUAUUUCAGAAGGGAUUAUCAACACUAUUACAUCUGCAAGGCUGCCAUGAGGAAUGAUGGCGCCCCCUACUGGUUUGUGGGCUGUCCAUGUCAGGUGGCUCUGGUUAUUAGCCCUCUUGUUUGAGUCUUAACCACAAACUAAAUCCCACCAUUCCCAGUCCCAGGGCCCAUGAGUCUGGACUCGUCUAUGUGGCUCUCCACUAGGACCUGGCUGCCUCCCCAAGGUUGCCACCUUUUCUGGAAAUAAAUACCAUCUUUCCUAUAUUUUUGCCUUUUUCCCUAUUAAUAACAUUAGCAUCAAGCAUCAUUAUUACCGUCUAGACCGGGCCGGUGGCAACCCUACCCCCAUACACCUUAUAGGAGCCAUGUUGCUGCGAAAAUAAAGCACAAACUUGCGUUUGUAUUCUAUCACUUAAUAUUAUUGGGGGAGAACACAUUUUAACAGCUAAUGAAUGUUUUGUUUUCUUUGUUCUUCCAAAAUCUGGUUGAAAAAAGCUAAUCACUGAUUGGUUCCUAUGGGUUGCUUCCCAGUUACACAUUUUCCCACUGUUGAUAAAUUGGCCCUUUUUUAUAUCAUUUUUAUAUUUCUUAAAAGGGACAUAUCCCUUCCCCCAAAAAUGGUUCUUUUGCACCAAUGAAAAUCAUCCUUACCAGCACUAUGGCAGCCAUCAUUGUAAUCUAACAUCAUAAUUAUCUUGAAAUGUUUGGUUGCUAAUAUCAUACAGUAAUCAAAGCUUAAAAGGACAGAUAUAAAGCUGUUUAGGCAGAAUUUUCAUUGAAGGAGCCUCUUCAAUCAACAGGGCCACUGACCUUGGAGGAUUUUAAGAAUGGAUGGUGGGACUAGAACUCCCAUCAUUCUUUAUCCCUUGAAUAAUGCAUUGAAAUCCAGCAGAAUAUGGGUGGGGCAACAUUCGAUAGCAUGUGAAAAGGGACAUUAUUUCUUUAUUAUUUCUAUAGCUUUUCUAAAUUGCAAAAACAUGAAUAGUUCAUAAUUUAUUUUGUAUGAUGUUAUGUACAAGGCUAACAUAAAUAACUAAUUACAAAUUAACCCAAAAUACCUAUUUAGGUAACUUUAUAUUUGCACUAGGCUGGGGUUAUUGGCUUCACCCAAUGCAAAUGCGAAACAGUCAAAUAACAAUACAAUGAAAUAACAAUAGAAAUGGCAAUG
Molecule: messenger RNA, 2222 nt
Organism: Xenopus tropicalis (tropical clawed frog)
Lineage: Eukaryota; Metazoa; Chordata; Amphibia; Anura; Pipidae
Gene: cabcoco1
Product: ciliary associated calcium binding coiled-coil 1
Exons: 8
Coding region: 174-1025 (283 amino acids)
Source: RefSeq, a predicted model, not a curated record